AUGGAGUAUUGUUCGAUGGGCGAUCUCAAUGGCUAUAUCAAAAACACCUACCAAAGCCAAGGAAUGCCAGAAGACAUUGUUUUACAUUUUCUCGGUCAAUUAGCUUCUGGCUUGAAAUAUUUGCAUGACCAGAAUUUGAUUCAUCGUGACAUUAAACCUAAAAAUAUCUUUCUCGUAACACCACCUACAACAUCCGCAAUCAAUGUACCUGACGUUAAAUUGGGCGAUUUCGGCUUUGCAAAAGCGCUUCCAAAGACGAGUCUGGCCAUGUCUGUCUUGGGAUCACCAAUCUAUAUGGCUCCUGAGGUUUUAAAAGGGGAGCCUUACAACUACAAGGCGGAUCUAUGGAGCCUGGGUGUAGUAUUGUACGAAUUGAUGACUGGACACACAUUAUUUCAAUCAACAGACAUGGAAAAUCUCCGUACAACAGUGGAUGCAUACAGAGACCAUAUUCCUUUCAAAGCGGAAAAGUAUGUCUACAGUACUGAAUUGAAAGAUCUCGCCAAAGUACUACUGAAGAGAUGUCCCGAGGAAAGAGCCUCUUGCGAAGAACUUUGCCAUUAUGUGACAUUGAUAUCUCAAAUGGAUCGCCAGAAGGACAUCGCCCUCAACUCAUUGAUCGAUAGCAGUGAAUUCCAACAGAUUGAAGACGAAUACAUUGUCAUUGAAUGCGAACCGCCUCUAGCAUCGUCCAUCAUAUCACCAACGCCACCCUUGAUUCCAAAUAUCCAAAGAAGUCAUUCUGUCGACAAUUAUAAAAAGAAACCCACGCUGCCACCAGUAAGGGAUAGGCGACAUAGUGCUGGUGCGAAUGCAUCCAUGUUGACUAAAGCAAUCUCUAUGGCUUCGUUCAGCUUAUUUGGAGCUCACAGAUGCACUGCUAGUACAGAGAAAGCGCCAGAACCUUCUUCCUCAUCAUCUACAAUAGCCGGAGAAUCCAUUGUCGAAGAGGACGACAUUGUUAAAUAUCUUAGCGAAAACAUUAAUCACAACACCACCACACUGAACAUUCGAUUAUUUGAGACUAUAAACUGUUUGAUCAAACUAUACAAUAAUUUGACCCACUCUAGUCAGAUGUAUGCGGCAAGACAAACACUGGGCGAAGAAUCCGUUGCAUUGGUGCGGAAGAUUGUUUUUCUGUUGAGUAAAGCUGUCAUGGUCAAGAUGAGCCCUAGAUACACAGACGAAGAGAGAGAUAUUUUAAGAUGGGCAGCAGAGGAAUUGAACAAGUUCACAAUGAUUCAAUCAAACUACAAGAAAAAGAUCGAUCAACGGGUCAUUCAAAGAUUGCUGUACGAUAAUGCAGUGGAGAUGAGUCGUGAGGCAGCUGUUUCACAGCUUGUGGGCGAAGAUUUGUUUAGCUGUAAAACAAAAUACGAGGAAUCAGUCCUUUUGCUAGAGGCCGUAUUGAUAUUACCUCCUCAUCAACAUGUAAAACAGAAAGAUGUUGUCAUUAUUGAAAACUGUAAGUAA
Mucor velutinosus is the source of this 1473-nucleotide messenger RNA. RefSeq lists its product as uncharacterized. Gene Ontology annotation, molecular function: ATP binding; protein serine/threonine kinase activity. Lineage: Eukaryota; Fungi; Mucoromycota; Mucoromycetes; Mucorales; Mucoraceae. Gene Ontology annotation, biological process: regulation of autophagy; peptidyl-serine phosphorylation. The record is from RefSeq and is a predicted model, not a curated record. Gene Ontology annotation, cellular component: cytoplasm. Bases 1 to 1473 code for a protein of 490 amino acids. The transcript is spliced from 4 exons.